Tigriopus californicus is the source of this 2727-nucleotide messenger RNA. RefSeq lists its product as uncharacterized. Lineage: Eukaryota; Metazoa; Arthropoda; Copepoda; Harpacticoida; Harpacticidae. Bases 960 to 1979 code for a protein of 339 amino acids. The record is from RefSeq and is a predicted model, not a curated record. The transcript is spliced from 4 exons.
CAUUUUUUCUUCUCAAAUUUUAAUUGCUUGUCACUCCCCCCCUCAAUGACUGACAGAACACUCGCGUUAUGCAAAGCUGUACAGUGUAUCCAGUGGAUAGGAGGGAUAAAGAUGACAACAUAAGUCUUUGUUCCUUGGUUCCAACUGAACGAUCCCCUAACGAGAACGUCUCAACGGCGUUUGGCGCGGUUGAACACGGUUGGUGGCUGCAUUCCGACUAGGCGCUCAAGACGGGAACGGAAAUUCGUUUGGCGGAAAAGUCAAGAUGGUCCCAAAUGAACUUACCACAGUCCUUUCGUGCUGUCCUCCAAGGCAUUACAACCAAACUGCUGUGAGUUCUUUUAGUUUCCAAUCCGGACAUACCUACCCCAACGUUUUCAAUAGUGACGCCAAACUUACUUUCGUUCGAACCACUUUCUGUGUGCCAAGGAGCUUUCCACCAUUUGACCCCAACUUGACCCAAGUCCAUGCAUAUAAAUUGACCACUAUAAACAUUUUCAAAAUUCUGUGUUUACUAUGUGUACGUAUUCGAUACCUUAAUGAGUGUUCGUAACCCAUCAUCGUCUUUCUUGGACAGUCUUUCAUUGUGAACAUAUGUACCUUGGAACACCAGAACAUGACCAAGAUCCAUGGAAUAAGAGGGUCUUCUCAAAUCUCUCUCAAUUUACUGAUCUCACUUUGAAGAUCAACGGUCAAAAUCCACCUUAGUUGGAACCGAGUCUCACGAAAAGAUUCCAACGGUGGGUGGAACACCGUCUGCCCCAGGGAAGACUUUUUCCAUUGACAAGACAACCAUUCUACGAGAUGCAGUCUCACUCCCACUCGUCUUUCAUAAUCGUGCAUUGGUCUCGAGUUCCGCAAGAAUCGAUCACGCAACGAGUCUUUCAUCUUUCAAUGUUUUGUACAGAACAAAGCUCCAAGUAGAUUUUAAUGUGUCAUUUCAAAACUAUUGCCUCAAGAUGUUCACCUUAACAGCCUCUACAGCUACUUCUGAAGCAUCUAUCUAUCACCACAUUCCUGACUGCUUGGUAUUUUCCGACUGCCUUGACUCCGGGACCGAAACGGACGACGAAGGCGAGGAUAACUUCGAAGAAGAUUCCACUCCAACCAAUCUGGAUCAUCCAAUAAACCUUCCAAUCAAAGGCAUGGACCCAUCACAACUGGCUUCAACGUCCCACACCUCAUCUGAAAGUAUGGCCCAACGGCAAAUUUCCCCCAGCCACCACACCCACCGACGCCACAUUACGGGCACGCCCAUUUCUGCCAUGAGGGCGUUGGGCAUCCAAGACGCUCAAAGUUCGAUGACGUCGAACAAGGAGAACAUUGAGCCCCCUCACGAAUCGCAAUCUCAAUCCAAUGUGAGUGGAGCACCUGUGACAGUACAAAUUCAAGACUUCCAAUCUGAGGAAGCCUCGCCCUUUCAUUUGUUACCUCCCUUGGCCUUGGACGGAAUGGACGGGAACCAUUCGUCCGAAGAAGAGCUCGAAGAGAUCAAUAAAUUCGACGAGCCCAUGCCUUCAUCCUCGGACACGCCCAUCAGUGACACCCGGACCCCUUCCACCAUUCCUUUCUGCGAAACGCCCAUGCAGAGCAACUCAUCCUCAGGCGACGAAACCAUGGAGAACGGACGAGCCUUAACGGCCACUCCGGUCCAAUUCUCCAUGUCUCCACCCACGGGUAUGCACGUGCACAAACCUCGACGCUCGUCCUCGCCCCCCUCCAAGAUUUUCUUGGGCGAGUGUCAUGCCUCUCAGCCCUCCCCUUUAGAGGAAGCUGGGCUGAGCCCAUCCUAUGCUGGAGAUGCCUUGUCCGAGAAGUCCGAGGACCGAAGGGACCGACGCCGAACCAUUUCACCCCGGAAGCGAUACCGCCAUGGCCGACAAAGGCCGUGUCUGGACUUUGAAAAGAUGCAGCAGCUGAAAACCCGUGCUGUGACCAGCUGGAGGCAUGGAGGAGAACUCUCGCUCUUUUGUUGGUGAUCUGAUACCAUUUUGGAUCCCCUGUUCUUACCCUGGUCCUUCCCUGCUCCUCUCAAUUGCUCUCUUUCUUUCCAUCGUACAGUGGCUUCAGGAUUGGAGUUCGUUUUGCCAAAAUUAUAACGAACUGGAUGAUCACAAAUAAACAGCCCACUACUUAGAUUACUUGCAUUUCGGCAAUAUGAGAGACAAACGAUUCAGGAAAAUGGAAACCAAUGUUACAUCCCACUUCGGCAACGACACACAGCAAGACCCCUCCAAGUUCUGAGUAAUCCACUCCCUAAAAGUCCCCUACCCACAGGUCCUCCCAUUACAAAAAGAUGCAUUUGACCAAUACUUUAGUACGUAUCUUCCUGCUCUCUCUCUAGUGUAAAGAUAACUAUAAAGACAGUUGCAUCCUAUACAACUACCAGUUGCAUGGAAUUACCUCAAGCAGAGUCGAUAUUUGGUCUUUUUUGUCUUGUCCAGUACAAAAUUGUUUCUUAUUUGAAAGAGCACUUCCUUGAACUUGAAUUUGAACCUUAUGUAAUCUAAGCCAAUAUACUCCAUGCCCCUUUCAUUUUUUAUGAUUGCUAUUAACAAAAGUCUCACCCCCAUUAUCUAUGUCGUUUUCAUUAAAAGUAUGAUUAUCAUCAUGAUCAUCCUAUUAUUUACCUAAUGUGACAACUUCGAUAACAAAUCUUCUCAAGACUGGUUUCAGAAGUUGAACAAUCAUUAUCAUCAUCAACAACAAAACCAACAAAACCCACAG